Molecule: messenger RNA, 2283 nt
Organism: Diplodia corticola
Lineage: Eukaryota; Fungi; Ascomycota; Dothideomycetes; Botryosphaeriales; Botryosphaeriaceae
Product: p-loop containing nucleoside triphosphate hydrolase
Exons: 3
Coding region: 1-2283 (760 amino acids)
Molecular function (GO): ATP binding; ATP hydrolysis activity
Source: RefSeq, a predicted model, not a curated record
AUGGCGGACAGCAAGAACAACCAGACCGACGCCGCCGCUGCCGCCGCUGCCGCCGAGCCGACGGACCUGCGCAAGCAGAUGGAGGCCAUGAUCCGGUACAAGGUCGAGUGUGAGGACCAGUACGGCCCCAAGUUCGACGUCAAGCAGGAUGGCACGCCCUUCGACCUGCAGGUGUCGCAGGACCCCAGCGCCAUGGUCGACGUGCGCGAUCCCGUCUUCGAGAUCAUCACCGGCCUCGACGUCGCCUCCAACCGGCCCAAGUUCUACGGCGGCCUGUGGGGCGAAAAGUUCGGUGCCGGCGCCGACGGCGGCAUCGAGUCUUGGGCCGCCCAGGCUGCGACGGCCCCGGACCUCCUGAGCGCCGAUGAAGAGGAGAAGGAGAAGAAGAAGGAGCCGCCGACGCUCGAGAACAAGCGUAUCCUCAAGAUCGGCGAGACCCGCAUGGUCAUCCACUCUGCGUGGCUGCUCGAGGCCAUCAGGGAGGUCGUCCAGUUCUAUCCGAGCCAAAACCUUACCGGCGACACCGUCACCGUCCACGAGCCGUACUGCGCCCUGGUGCACUACAUCACCGAGCUGCGUGACCUGAAGAACCGGCUGGCGCUCGACCGCGUGACGGACCCGGAGCAGGAGCCGGACGACGUGUCGGUCAAGUACGAGCACCUGCGCAUUCUGCUCGAGUACCUCGAGCCGCACGUCGAGAGAGUGGCACUGCCGGCUCGCCGGCGCCUCAGGCGCGACGAGCCCACCACCACGUUCGAGGACCUGUGGUACCUGCUGCGGCCGGGCGAGCUGUCGUACUGCACGCACGACGACGAGGUGCUGGGCUGCGCCAUCGAGAGCGUCGAGCUCGAGACGGCGGACACCAAGGAAGAACGUAAGUGGACGGUGAAGGUGUGGUUCCUCGGCCACCGGUGGAAGACGGCGCGCAUGCGCCGCGCGCUGCUAGACAUCGAGGUGCCGUACUUCGAGGGCGAGAAGGAGGUCACGAAGCUGCCUGUCUACCCGCGCAAAUUCUUCGACGAGCGCGACGGAGGCGAGCGGAGGGCCAAGUUCCAGAAGCGGGGCGCCAAGGCGUGCAAUAUCUCGUGGGAGGGCCACUCUUACCUGUCCUACAAGGGUCAGUUCAUGGACAAGGCGAAGGCAUACUACGAGGGCCAGAUUGUCGCCGAGACGGCCAUCCCGAGGCGCGAGAAGGUGCCGGAGAACCAGUGGGAGUUCAAAUGGGACAGCUACCUCGAUUACGCGACGGAGAAGAGCCUCGAGAAGGACAGGGCGGCUUCGCACAUGCAGCCCGUGUGCCUCAAUCCGGAGGCGGUGUCGCGGGAGAUGCUCUCAGACGACCACCUGUUCCUGGUGUCGCCGGUGAUGCUCGCGUUCGCGCUGGGCCACAAGGCGUGGAUGCCGGUGCACGUCGACCACAUGCACUCAAUGGGCCCAUCGUCGUACGUGCCGGACGCCAACAUCGGGGCGGACAACCUGCGAAUCAUCCGCGCGCUUUCGCACCGGCAGGUGUCGACCAAGCAGUCGUGGUCGGCCGACUUCAUCAAGAACAAGGGCGAGGGCGUCGUGGUGCUGCUGCACGGCCCUCCCGGCGUGGGCAAGACGUACACGGUAGAAAAAACAGCUUUGAGCACGCGGCGCCCUCUGCUGGCGCUAACCAUUGGCGACCUGGGCCGCAACGAGGAGAAGAUCGAGAAGGAGCUGACCAUGUGGUUCGACCUGGCCCACCGCUGGCGCGCCAUCCUACUCAUCGACGAGGCCGACAUCUUCCUCGAGCGUCGCCGCGCCUCGGACCUCGCGCGCAACGGCAUCGUGGCCGCCUUCCUACGCAAGAUGGAGUACUUUGGCGGCAUCCUCUUCCUCACGACCAACCGCGUCGAGCAUAUCGACGAGGCCUUUAUGUCGCGCGUGCACGUCGUCAUCGGCUUCGACAAGCUCGACCGCACGCGCCGCCGCGUCAUCUGGGCCAGCUUCGUCGACAAGCUCAAGCGCGAGAUGGGCGGCAAGCUGCGCGUCAGCGACGAGGCGGAGCGCUUCGUACUCGACGACGAGGAGAUGAGCGCCGUGGACUGGAACGGCCGCGAGAUCCGCAACGCGUUCCAGACGGCCAUCUCGCUCGCCGAGUUCGAGGCCAUCGAGGAUCCCGAUCACGACGACCAGGCCGAGACCAUUGUCGGCGUCGAGCACUUCCGCCAGGUCAUGGAGAUGAGCAAGACAUUCAAGAGCCACGUCGAGACGGCCCGGAAGGAGAACAGCGACAGCGAGUGGUCGGCGGAUUUCUAA